Messenger RNA from Pocillopora meandrina, 33991 nucleotides. The record is from the annotation of a GenBank genome assembly. NCBI's taxonomy places the organism in Eukaryota, Metazoa, Cnidaria, Anthozoa, Scleractinia, Pocilloporidae.
AUGAGAGAAGAAAAUAGAUCAACAAGGGUGCGGAACAGACCCAAGCCACAGCCUGCAAAGAAAACAAGGGUUAAUGCUCAGAGGUUUGUGACUCUCUUUGAUGUUAAAUUUCUUGUUGUUAAUUUGAUGUUCACCCUUUCACUUUCAAGAUCUCAAUUGUAAUUCUCCUUACUGUCCACCAUAUAAUUACUAUGAUGUUAUGUUGGAGAAUUUGGCAUCAAAUCAACUAAUAGCCCCCCCAUUGUUAUCUUUGUUAAUUCUCAUCACUUGUCAACUUGAUAAUGUCUUGAUAUUGUGAGGAGAAAUUCUGUCUUGAUCACUCUUGGGAGUUUAAGGGUUGAUAGAGGUUUAGUCUCUUUGCUUGUGAAACAUUCCAUCAGGCAAUAAUGUAGUUUUCUGAACUUGAAAUUUGAAUGAAACAUUUCUGUUUUCAGCUUAUAGCAAGAAUGAAAAUAUUUGGUUGGUUUGAUGCCAAAAACCCUUGUCUCUUUUUUUUUUUGGUGAUUUUUGUGUCAUAUUUUAACCAAACAGCACACAAUGAAUCUGGAUAAGUCAAAAUAAUACAAUAAGAAAAUGGAGACGAAAAAGCUGGAGGAAUCUUUCUGUUUUGAUGUACACUUUCUUCCCUUACAAUGCACUUUCAGCUGCUUGUCCUUGUGACUUUUUGGAAAAUGCAAAAAAAAUGUUAUACUAUUUUGUUUGUAUUUAGGAUUAGAAGUAUGAAAAUAAUCUUUUAAUCUGUGUGUUAUGACCUCUGGGGGAAGGAUGAAAGGUUUUAUAUUAGAUUUCUAAAGCUAUUCUUAACAGUUAUUUUUAGAAUUUAUAUUGUUUGAUGGUGUGGUGCUUCUGAGAGCAGAAAUUAAAUUGGAUUGAGACAUUUCUUUUUUUUAAUUUCCAGAUGUAGAAUCAAUUAUUUAAUUGGAUUUACUGUGAUAUUUUUGUUCAAGAUCACGGCCGUUAAUUACUUCUAUAAUAAAUGAUUUAACCCGCUGAACACCAUGGUUUGACAACGCAAGGGAAGAGUGCAGAAAAAAGGGGAUUCCCACUGAAUUUUUGGAGUGUCAAAUGUUGCGCAUGAAAUCAUACAACUUGACGCAGAUGUGUGUGUUAUUGUCGUGCUUGAAUGAAUGUUUAAUUGGUUUAAAGAUAUUUUUAGUUAAUUGAUGAAAUCAAACCUUGAUUGAUGGUUCUGUUGGGGAUUGAUUACUUAGAGUUUGACCAAAUUGGUUUAUGUUGCUCAUUGGACAAGUGGGUCCUCCUCAUUAUUGUGUUAAUGCGAUAAAUUUAUCACUUGACCUUUGUGUUUUGUUAUAAGUUAUUGAAGUUUUUUUUUUUCUUCUGCAAACUGUUCUAUUUUCAGUAAGUUGAAAUCUCCUAUCAGAGCUUCACCGAUUGGUUCCUGCACUGAGAGUAAUCUAAGUGUGGAACAUGAGAACAUGAUGGUGAGAUAUCUUGUAUUAUGCAAUAUACUUAGUUUGAUUAUGUAAACUCCAAGGAUGUUUCACCUGCUUAUUCCUGAGAUCUGAAAUGUGCUUUAAUUCUCCUUCUCAGGUGCAUUGCAUUUUAUUGUAAAUUAGUUUAGGAACAUCAUGUACUAUUUGUCUGCAAAUCUCUCAUUGAAAUUUUUUGUCUAUUUGGAUCACCUGUUUGCAGAAUAAUGCAUUGAUAUUGUAGGGAGUAGUUGAUUGUUAACUGUGCAAGCUGAAGGGUUUGAUGAACAGUAUAUUCAUUAGAGAUUUCUAUAAAAAAAUUUUCCAGCCUAAUUUUGUUGACCUUUGUCAUUUAUUGUCUAGAUGUGUAAUAUUCUUCCUUUUCUAGCCACUUCCUCCUGUAACUAAAUUUUGCAAUGAAGAACCUGAAUAAAUUUACACAAGCUGAGGUGUUAUUUUUUCUGAUCAUUACAGGAGAUGUCAUCGUACUCUGUGCCUCUGGAUGGGCAGCCAUUGUAUGAUAAUUUGACACCUGAUGGCUUUGGAGUUAUAAAACAACCAACAGUGGACCAAGAUGAAGAACUGUAAGGAUUGAUUUUCCUUCCUUUUUCAUUCUUCUUCUUAGUAGCUCUUACUUUGAGCGAGUGAUGAAACAGAAAAAACAAAACAAAAAAACAAACAAACAAAAAAAAUAUCUCUUUCAUUGAUCAUUUGUUCAUUUCUGUUGGAAAAUUAGUAGUAAAAUAAUCAGUAUUUUAUAUUCCUUCUCCUCGAUUUUUACUGAUACAUGUGCACACAGUUUAUGUUUCAUUGCAAGACCUUACUUGUUUGGAGAGAAGAAACAAAAAACCCAUAUAUGGAACAUGGCGAUCAGUACAUAAGAAGUUUUUAUGUUCAUUGCAGAAACAGCUGCAUGUACAUUCAAUAAAAGGUGUUCUGUUACUUGCCAGGAUAUUUUCCAACUCUAAUUCAAAGUGCUUGGAGAAUUUUAGUUGGUGUGUAACUGUCACUAUUUACACAGCUGACAUUUUAAACAGCAAAAGCUGAGGUGUUUCAAUUUUUUCAAGGGUGUUCACAGGCAUGGGUGAAGGGAGCCUGAUGAUGUUUGUUUGUGCAGCUUAAUGCUAAAACUUUUCUGUUUUGGAAGACUUGAACAAGUUAUACAAACUUGUUUUGUGUUGAGGUGCGAGUUUUCCAAAGAAGCCUCUUUUCUCAAGCUGUGUAAAUUUUUCUAAAGCAACAAUUUGUACCAUGAGCAACAGAAAGUAAAGCUUGCAGAACUUAGUCAGUGAUGUUAUGACCAAGUGUAUUUUAUAAGUAAUUCAAGUUUGAGUCAUUUUAUUUUUUUAAAUUAUUCUCUUUUAUCCAGAGAAAUCAUCACCACCAUCAUGAAAUAAUAAGAGAUUUAAUUAUAAAAAGAGAAAGAUUAAGAUCAACCUCCACUGUAGAAUGAUUGGAAAAAGGCUUAGCACACUUAACUCCCUUCCAGCUGCUAGAUUUGUUUCUGUACCAAACUCUGUCAAACAUUUUCAUUCAAACAGGGCUAAAAGCAAAACAUGCUCAUUCUGCAAUUGUGGUGUGGAGAAACGUAUGUUCCACGGCAAACUCCAGAGGUAUGCACCCACUCCAGGAUUCAACCCAGUCAAAAAGCUCCAAAACAGACACAGACAGAACAGUGGAUGUGAUCCUUUCAGAGACCGGUUUUAUGUAGAUCCUUGUGACACGGGACAAUUUGCUGAAGAUCACCCGGAACCUCCACCUGUAGUAACUCGCCGCGGGCCUGGCAGACCACCUGGACGUGGAAGGCGGAAGGGAAUUGUGGUUGUAGGUUUGCCAUUAAGAACUGGUAACAAUGACACUACAAUUGACAAGACCACAUAUGGGACAGUAAAGGAGAAGGAGCUAAGCGAUGUUUUUGAAGAAGAUGGUUACACCUGGGCCCAUCACUGCUGUGCAGCUUGGUCUGAAGGAGUCAGCCAGACAGAUUCCUAUGAUUUAAUCAAUGUUGACAAAGCAGUUGUUAAAGCUAUGUCAGAGGUAUGUCAUCAACAUUUUUUCUAGUUCUCUCUAAAAAAAAGUCUUCUAAAAACACCCAUAGCUGUUCAUUAACCCUUUAACUUCCAAGAUCUGAUUGUUAAUUCUCCCCUCUAGCUGCUACACAUUUCCUUGUAAAUUAGUUGUGAGAACUUGGUGCUACAUCAAGAUGGCAGCUUCUGCCUGAUAAGUUUGAAUAUUCUCAUUACCUAUUUGCUGAAUAAUGUGUGGAUAUUGUAGGGAGAAGUUUUAUGUUAAUCACUUCUGGGAGUUAAAGGGUUAACACAAAGUUCAACAUAGGCAAAGUUUCUGACAAUCAGUGAGCCUUUUUUUUCUUUUUGUUUCUCUUCUUUGUCAACAUGGUUUUGAUUUGUACAAAUCUUUAAUUUUUGCCAGAGAUUAAUGGAGUAUUUCUAAGGACAUUUUUUCCCUUAGAACUAUGUUUUGGAGUCUGUUCAGUGAUUAUUUUUAAUUUGCUUUUUAUGAUUUUACUUUUUCAGCGAUGUAAUCAUUGCAAUCGGUUUGGUGCAAGUGUCGUUUGUCAAAUCCCACGCUGUGGAAAGACCUAUCACUAUCCCUGUGCAGCAAGUAGUGGUUCUUUUCAGGUUUGUCUAACUAAAGUACUCAACCACGUAGCAACAACUGCUGACACUUUUCUCAGAAAUUCAUAAUUCUCUUUUAGCCAUCACCACUGAGUGAGUGAAUGUUAUUUUAUCAGUACCAUGAGAGUUAAAAGCCCCUGACUCUUUUUUGGGAAGGUGACAAACUAAAGGCAACCCUCUGGCAUCAUGGCUUCCAACAAAAUUUCUUCAUCUAAGAAUUACUAUCACCAUAUGAUCAAAGCACAAGUAAUGCUGUUCUUUUUAUCAUCAUACUUUCCCUGUUUUUGAUUAGAACAAACAGACAUAGCUGUAGAAGGAGAAUUCCCAUGUUGAUCAGGUUCAAGUCUUUACUGAUGUCCAUUUUGGGAUGUUUUCACUUUUAUGUAAAUAGAAACCUGCUGUGACUCCCCUUUAGGUUCUUGUCUUUCUCAUAAGAAAAAAUUUUUUUUCUCAAACAGGACAUUAAAUCUAUGACCAUGUUAUGCCCAGAUCAUUUGGGAGAUGCAGGACAUCUUGGUAAGUGAAUUUUAAGCUAACAGGCAGAUAAUUCCAUGAAUAAAAGGAGAAAUAAGGUAGCAAAAAAUUGGUGUGGAUGUUCUUGUGUACAUUAUGCCAACAGCAUUUCGCAAUGUAAGUAUGUGUAGAACCCUUGUAUAUUUAAUGCGACUACAAUGCUAUUUGCCCAUUCACCCAUUCACCCAUGGAAAAAAAACUAAGCAAAAGCCAAAAGAGUUUAUCAAACAAUGUCUGGAAUUAUAUUUGUGGCCAACAAAGUUGAUAUCAAUUGCAGGUCGAUGGAGUUAUUUAAUGAUUGUUUUACACAGUAUUUUGAGUAAAACAAGGAUCAGGCCUAUUUAACAUAGGUUGUAAAAGACAAUCUAGACAAAUUUACUCAAGAAAGUCUGGAGAAAUUUGAUUAGGAUUAAAUUGCAAAAGGAUUCUCACAAGUUAACUGCAGUCGAAGGAAUUGUGGAAAGAGAAGCCUGAGAAAACUUGGGUGUUAACCCUUUCACUCCCAAGAGCUAAUUAGUAAUUCUCCUUACUAUCUGCCAUACAAUUCUUAUGAUGUUAGUUCAGAGAAUUUGGUAUUGGAUCAACUAAUAAUCCCAUAAUUGAUAUUCUUCUCUAUUCUCAUCACCUACCUGCUUGAUAUUGUAUAGAUAUUGUAAGGAGAAAUUCUGUCUUGGUCACUUGUGGGAGUGAAAGGGUUAAUGGGGUUGAGAUCAGUGUCUCUUGGGUACUGGUUGGGUGUUACCAGUGACUGAACCACAGAGCAACUCUUUGGGAGCAAGGCAAAUUUUAGUGGAUUCUUUUUCCCUGUAAAGAAUUGUAAUAAAUCAGCUUUAUUUAGUAGUCAUGAUGAAACUCUGUAACAGUUGUCUUCAUUUUUAUUUGAUUUGUUUUGUUUUGCAGCUGGGGGUGAAGCUGAAUGUGUCCUCUGUGGGGAUGCCAAGGAUUUUUCAGAACAGAUAUUCUGCACAAGUUGUGGUCGCCAUUAUCAUGGCCGGUGCCUCGAUCCUUCUGUCGAUUUAACUCCACUAAUAAGAAUGGGCUGGCAGUGUCCAGAUUGUAAAGUCUGUCAGGGUUGCAGGUGGGCUGAUUUUCUUUACUUGUUCAAUGGUGAAGUUUGUGUCUUGUAACAUGUUAUGUGCCAAAUUUUUACAACAAAUUCACUGUCUGCUAUUCAUGUUUCAACUUUGACUUAAGUUCUGAGAAUUUUUUUGUGAAAUUGGCAGCAUUCCAUCGUUGAUAAUUUUCUAAAUCUUGUCACUUGCCUCUUUGAAUGUGUAUUUUCUUAAGGAUCAAACCUCUUUCCAAAUUGGAAUUCAGGAGUUUGUUCCUCACCAUGAGUCUCUAUGGCAAUUCUUUCAUGUUACUGGGUGCACAUUUUGAAUUGGAGAUUGGAGUUAAUUUUUCAUGAGAUGUGGAUAAUAUUCUUGUCUCCUUUUCCUACUCCUGCUACCUUCUCUUGUUAAAAAGAAGUCUUGAUUUUAACCCCAUGUACCUUAAUUAAUUCUUCUAAUGACCUUAAUGUUUGAUUUGGUUGUGAUAGUGUGAGGAGAAAUAACAUGUUAGUCAAUCUUAGGGGUCAGGGUGACUUUGUUAAUUUCAUUUGGCCUCUGUUCUUUGGCUUGCUGUUAUCUCUUCAUUAUUGUAACAUCAUCAAAGAAACCAUCAGUUUCUCUAUCCCCCGUUGUAUCUGAGGUCUCGUGCUAUGAUUUUUUUACGCUGCUUAUUUGUAUAUGAUAUUUGCAGGCAACCUGGUGAUGACAACAGAAUGUUGGUUUGUGACUUGUGUGACACUGGAUAUCAUACAUAUUGUCUGGACCCUCCCAUGAGCACCAUACCCAAAACUGGUUGGAAGUGUGUGGUGAGCAACUGAGAUUUUCUGCAUGGCCUUGUAACAAACUAAGAAUCAAGCGAUGUUGCAUUUCCCUGUAACAGGUUUCCUUGUAAAUUGUUAUUGCCAAGUGAGAGUUUUUGUGGUACAAAUUAGCAAAGAAAACUUGUCAGAAGUGACAUUUGCAGUGGUUGAAGUUUGCUUUAACCCUUAAAACUGUGAGUAAGUACUAAACAGGGAUGCUGUGACAAUGGUGACAGAGGAGGGUAGCAAUCUCAGUUCCAAAGAGGUAACCAUGGCAACUGAAACAUAGCCCAUCUCAAGGCACCUGUCAACACAACACUGACAAAUGUGUCCGAGGAAGAAAUGUCUAUACCCAAAAAUAUGGUAUGAAGGGAAACCAAUAAAGCAACCUAGCAAAGUAAAUUGAGUUAAGGCACAUGGCAGUGCAAUGUGUUAGGGUUUGGACAGGGAGGAUUUUCACAGGAAGUCCUGUGUAACCGAUUUAAAUGCAGCUUUUUCUCAGAAAUUUGCCUCUCAAUUCCUCUUUCUUCUCUCUGAUAGGCCUGUCGUCGAUGUGAAGACUGUGGUUCAAAUACUCCUGGAGGUGGGCCUACUUCUCGCUGGCACCAUAAUUUUUCAGUGUGUGAUAGUUGCUAUCAACAACGUAACAAAGGUCUGUUUUGUCCUCUGUGUGGGAGAGCGUACAGACAGUUCACUGAUGUGGCCAUGGUGCAGUGUCUCUCUUGUGAGAAGUGGAUCCAUGCAAGCUGUGAUAACAUUGAUAAGGAAGAAUAUCAAAAGUAUAAUGCCAAGGAGUUUCCAUACUUCUGUCCAAACUGCAAGCCAAAGAAGGGAUCCUUACAGCUGUUGGUGGGUGGUAUUCUUAGAUCUGUUUUUACUUCAUGAAAAUUGUUUUCAAAAAGGAGAAAUGGAUGACCUCAACAAAAAUUACAUAAAUGACUGUCUUCUUUGCCUUUCUUAAAUUUUAUAUCUGUCAUAAAUAAUUCAUUCCCUGGAUGGCUCUUCUUUCUUCUCUCUCUCUCUUUUUUUUUUUUUUGUUUGUUUUUUUGUAAAGCUGAGAUUAUAAGGCACAUUACACUAGGUUGUAAAAUAGGGCAGUAGACAAGAGUAAUCCAGAUCAAUUUUAAAUAUCAUACUUUGUUAAUAAUUUCAUCCAUACAAGUCCUGCUGUCUUGAAGACAGGAGAACCUAUGGGUCGGGUUGUCGAUCUCAACAAUAGAUUCUGUCAAUGUAUCAGAGUGAUUAAUUGCUGGCCUUGUAACAUGAACUAAACAGCUCUGUUUGUUUUGUCUUAGGACAAGAAUCAUGGACUAGACCUAGCAUUUACUGAGCAGCACAACCAUAUGGACAUAGCUAAUCUUGACUGUCCGCCAGAAGAAGACAAGCGUACACUAACUAUUGCAGCAGGCCGCAUGAGCCCUUGUAACAUAGAUGAUGACCUUCUUUUGGGUCCUCAUCUGGAUGAUAUAAGUGCACUGCGUCAUUUUGACCCUGUUCUUGAUGACACAGAGACCAUUCCUAUGCCAAACCUUGACAACAUUGAGCCUGAGAAGUUGCAGCUAAGUGAAAAGUUACCACUGGAUGAGGAAAUGGAAGUUGUUGUGAAGCCAGAUCAUGAGUUGGAUUUAUUGACACACACAGCUGGUCUUACAGAGCCGUGUUCCUUGCCGUCACUUUCAGUAACAAACCAGUUAAUGGACAGACAGCUCACUGUUCCCAAGGCUCCUAUGCCCAACUACUAUUCACCAAGAAACUAUCACCCCCCCAAGCUAUCAGGAAAGAGGAAGUUGUCAAGCAAAAUCAGGGUUCGUUUAUUUGCUUCUUCACGAAGAUUUAGUUAACUGAAAGAAACUACUGUACAUUGCAAUUUGAAAAACUUAGUGAAACACAGCCAACACCUUUUAACUUUUUCAUUCAUACCUUUUUUUUUUUAUCUGUACUAUUCUUAUCCACACUUGCUUUUAUUUAUUUUAUUUUUUUUUCAUUAACAUCUUAAAAUGUUUUGAUCCCAUGUGCAUGUUUUUGGUUUCCCCUAAGGGGACAGUCAGUAGUGCAGCUUGGAGAUUCAAGGUGAAAUUCUGGGUGGUAGUUUUUUGAAGCAAGUAAUUGUUUUUCUUGUUUAGGCUAAGUCAGGUGGAACUCCUGCAAGGAAGAAAUCAAAACAUGGUAAACCAGGUCCAGGUCGUCCGCCCAAUAAGCUUAAGCACAAAGCAGCACCACAAACAUCCCCUGGCAAAGAGAAUGUUGUAAGUUGUAAAUCUAUGAUUCAGGUGGAUUUUGUGUUACAGUGCAGGUGGUAUGUGCAGAGCACAGGGUUGUAGAUCGUGAACUUUACCUCCAGAGUCAUAGUACUAUCUUGCUACUUCAAGUUUUCAGUGUUUGUUUCUAUCAGUCUCCUCAUACAAGCAAUUAUCACUGGUGUCUUCUGUAAUUGGUUACUGUUUCCAUUUAGACCAAAAAAAAAUCCUCAAAAAACAAUAAUUUUGUGGGGGAAAUCUUUUGUCAGUUAUCCUUUAAAAAUACAGGUUUUCAAUGAAUUCACUGACUCUAUUUCAAGUGGACCUUAAUCCUUUCACUCCCACAAGUGACCAAGACAGAAUUUCUCCUUACAAUAUCAAUACAAUAUCAAGCAGGCAGGUUAUGAGAAUAGAGAAGAAUAUCAAUCAUGGGAUUAUUAGUUGAUCCAAUACCAAAUUCUCUGAACUAACAUCAUUAGAAUUGUAUGGCAGAUAGUAAGGAGAAUUCCUUAAUAGAAAUUGGGAGUGAAAGGGUUAACAAGAGACAAUUCAUGCUCUGUAGUUAAGCCUGAUCAAAUUUGAUUCCUUUAAUAUUGUUUUGUUAGCCUGUAUUGCAUGUAACUGAUUUACUCUUUUUCCCCAGCCAAAGGCAGCAAAUUCAUUAGUUCAGACCAGCAAGGAAGAAGAAUCAGAGAGCUUGCACACUACUCUUGUGCUGUUCUCAGCCGAUGAUGAAUUCACCACAAAACAGGACAUGUGCUUGUGCUGUGGAAGUUUUGGCAAGGGUCCAGAAGGACAACUGAUAAUGUGCUCACAGUGUGGUCAGUCUUACCACCCUUACUGUGUUGGUGUAAAGGUAUGGGACUGUGGAAAUCAGUUUUCAAGUUCUCCAUACUAUUCUUUGUACAUUUCUUGUUACUUACAAGAAGAAUUUGUGAAACAUUUGAGAUCUUGAUGAGUUCAUUCUAAGACAUUGACGAGCAUUUGAUCUUGCAUAGGUCAACAAAGUGAUCUUGACAAAAGGCUGGCGCUGCUUAGAUUGUACCCUCUGUGAGGGGUGUGGCAAAGGAAGUGACGAGGCUCGUCUUCUACUCUGUGACAGCUGUGAUAUCUCAUAUCACACUUAUUGCCUUGACCCACCAUUAGGUCAUGUUCCUCAGGGUGGAUGGAAGUGUAAAUGGUGAGUAUGAACAAAGAUCAUAAGGCAGGAAAUAUUUUAUAUCAAUUCCAUGUGCAGAAGUGUGUAUUGCUAUUUGAUAGAUGUGUGUUGUUUUUUUCAUCAUGCGUGUUCUACAUGGUAGAUUUUCAGCAACUUGAAACAUACUUGUCAGUUUCAGCUGCAACAAUAUAUGCAGAAAGUUGUGACAAAUUACUGGCAAAUCUGGAAGAAAUUUUGUGGUUUUGUGGUCUGUUGACCUUUUCACUCUCACAAGUUGCCAACUGGUAUUCAUUUGUUCUUACCAGUUUCAUAUGCUUCAAAGUAGACAAGUAGAUAGAAUUAAGAGCAUUUUGAACCAGGAAUAAUACUUUGAUGGAUGUGUAACAAAAAAUUCUCAACACAAGCUGACAAAGUAAGAUAUGUUAAUUGGUCAGGAGAAUCUUGACUUUGAAAGAGCUUACAGAACUGUUUUUCUGUCAGGUGUGUGACCUGUUUCGAUUGUGCAGCUACUACACCUGGAGUUGGUUGCCAGUGGAUGUCAAAUUACACUCAGUGUGGGCCUUGUGCUAGUAAAACAAUCUGUCCUGUCUGCAAAAUCAAGUACAACACAAAUGACCUUAUGAUACAGUGUGCACAUUGUGACAGGUACAUGAAGAUAAUUAUCAUUGUUGAUACAUGACACUGAGGAAUUAAAUGGUCUUGCCAUUGAUAUUACAAGUAGGAAGCACCUUUGGUGAUCCUGUUGUGUUACCCCCUUUUUAGUGUGUUUUAUUUGGGGAAUAGGUGGCACUUUUUAUUGAUUUUCUGGUGUGAUGUCAGUUUGUAAAUCACAAGCCAAAAGGUAAUUGCUAGGCAAAGCUUAGAAAAAUAACUGCAUAAGGAAAGCAAUUAUUUUGUCUGAACUAAUCAGUAUUUGCUGUUCGAUUUAAGUUUUCACUUGAAUGCCCAUGAGAAAAUUGCAUUUGUGGCAGAGUUACCAGAGUUGAACAUUGUUUCCUUCUUUUCCACCAGGUGGCUUCAUGGUUCAUGUGAUGGUCUUGUCAGUGAAGAAGAACUGGAUAGAGCAGCAGAAUAUGGAUAUCAUUGUUUAUAUUGUCGCCCGAAAACCAAGCGUGCACUUGUCGGUGUCAGUGGUAUGUCUUGUAGAACCUCCUCUGCUUCCCAACCUUUCCUCUCCUUCUUAUCUUCUGCUGGAUCUAACACUCUGCAGGGUUAGUAACCUCAUUUCUGUGCACCCCUCCACAAUUCCUACCUCAAUGCACUAAGAGGAGAGAAUCAUCACAAAGGCUUUGCAAAAGGAGUUGAAAACAUUCAAAGUUUCUCUUGAACCCUUUAAGUUUUUCCUUGACACUUUGUUGGAGCAUCAGACAACUUUGAACACUUAAGCAUCUCAAGAACAGCCAAUAUUUUGAUGUGGUGUCAUUCAUCAUUUCUAUUGGGAAUGCAUGAAACAGUCCUGAUUUUGUUCUCACACAUUUACUACAAAAGCAAACCUGUACUAACAGACUCUUGUACUUAGCGCACUAGGACGCCAGAAUUAAGCUCUUUGGUGACCUAAAUAAGGCACAUUUAACUUCAAUCUGAAGUUGGCUUUUCUCUCUGUGUUUCUUGCAAACUGCACAAGUCUUGAUUUGGAGGGUGUUAACGGAAACCUGUUCCUUAUCCAUUCUGUCCUAUCACUUGCACCAUCUGGUUCUCUAGUGCACUGCGUCUUGUUUCCUUUUCUUUACCAAUUGACUUCUCUUUAAUUUCCUUUAAUUGAUAUACAUUUUUUGGCAUGUUUGUUAAGGGGGCUAUGUAUUGAUGAGUUGUUGCCUUAUAUUCAAAAUCAAGAUUUAAAUUCUUAUACAUGUGUGUUCCCCUGUGGUAAAUUUAAUGGAUAUCUUGUACUGAGGACUUUUGCAUGUUUUGUUUGGAAAAAGAACUAUUUGGAGUUUGAAGGAUUAAAAACCCCAAGGACUGACAGAAUGGAUGUAACAGCCCUUUUCAGUGACAAAUGUUCAAGUCACUGCAACAUUAAUCCUCUUCAUGCAGCCUUGCUUUUCAAAGCUGUCAAUAUUCUUUCAGUAAUGAAACCAAACAGCGUACAUUCUCUGUACCAUUUCACUUGGGAUCAACAAAAGGGAGGGUUUUUAUCAGAAAAGUAACACAUUAGUGUAGAUGUUGUUCUAGAACUGGGGUGUAUGUCUCUCACCAGGUCCCCCAUCACCAAGGGCUACAGCUCUACACCAUUAUCGACCUCAGUCCCUAACUGAUGAUCUACAACCUCAACUAGAUGGGAAGCCUUUACAUCCUUGUCAGAGGGUCAACAACAAUUUGGUAGAACUGACACUAUCAAACCACUUCAACAAAGUGCAGAUGACAGCACCCUUUUCUGGGAACAAUGUGGAACUGACAGAGUCUGGUGUGCGGCAUAUGAACAGGCUGAAGUUACCACCAAGCAGUAGGAGGCGAGUGGUCAAGAGCAAGCUGAAACCCAAAAAGUUUGGUAUGCCCACUAGUCCAGUCAAACGAAACAGCUUUGCAGGCCACUGGCAGGACAAAGAUGCCAUUUUCAAUAGGGCUUUUGUGGAAGAUGGUAGCAUGGAUAUGGUGGAUGAUAUGGAGAGCCUUAGACACAAGUCACCUCUUGCUUCAUCUAGAGUCAGUAGACCCAGGCAAUCUAAUGUGGGGCGCCCAGGAGUUGGUGGAUUUGUGCUGCGUGGUCGUGGCUCAGGAGGGAGGAGAUUUGCUGGUCGUGGUGCUCGAGCAAAUAUGAAGAAGAAAGGGCCUACAUUUACUCCAACUGCACGAGGGCCUUCCAACUUGAAUCAUUUGGGAAAUCAGUUGUCGCAGGUAAUUAUUGCACUUUUUGAGACAAGUUGCACUUGUGACUCAUGGAAUUCCUUUCUUUAUCUUUUUCAUACUAAUUGAUAUAUUAUGGGUAGUUGUUUUUUUGGUCAAAUCUUACUGGCCCAUGUGAUUUUUUAUUUUCUCUUCAGUUGUGUUCGUUAUUAUAAUCCAACAUUAACAAAAGUAAAAUUAAAGUGGUUUGAAGAAUUUACUGUGUGAAAAGUUUGGCCAUAACAGAUAUGAGAAAAUUCGAAAAGUGCGAUUGAUAUAAAUUUACGUUAUAAAGUGGAUAGAAGAUAAUUGACUUUGAAUGUUUGAGACUUGCAAGUACUUUUUGGAGAGUGUAUAAUAACUUAUCAGAGCCGUAGACGGAAAUGAUGUCACUUGGAAACUGACCAUCGUUUUUUUUUGUGCUGGCAUGUGUAGCAGACUUAUCAGAGUGGAAUGAAUAGUCCAUCCUUUGUUAGCAAACCUUCUCCAUUCGCUGAGUUGGAGCCUUCGCUAAAUCAAGGAAGCAACGCCAGUUGGGCUGAUGCCUGUGAUGAGAAUGCUCUACAGGAGUCGUAUCCUAAGUGGAUACAGGUAGAGUCCUUUUCUGUAUUGGUUUUACCAGUUUUGAGGUAUUUAAAAAUUAUUCACCAAAGGCGAAGUGAUUAUCGUUGAAUAAUUAUUCAACAAUCUUCACAAAGCCCAAGGUGAGGUGUUUUUUUUUUGUAUAAUUACUAAGGUGCUUUCGAAUUCUGCUAUAAAUAGUUUUGUAAAUUGAAAAUUCUGUUACAAUUGUUUAAAUUACUUGUAUUGAGACAGCAGCAAGUUUCUAGUAGAAUUUAACCCUUUAACUCCCAGAUCAAGUUUGUACUUCUCUUUACUUACUUACCUUACUUACAAUUUUUAUGAUGUUAGUUCAGAGAAUUUUGUAUCCAAUCAACUAACUAUCCCUAAAUUGAUUUUUUCUUUAUUCUCAUCACUUAUCUGGUUGAUAUUGUAUUGAUAUUGUAAGGAGAAAUUCUGUCUUGGUCACUCCUGGGAGUUAAAGGGUUAACAGAUUUAUUUAAUUCCAUCAACAACAACUUAGCUUUACUUUCACAUAUGUUACGCCAAUUUUUUAGCAUCUUUUAUGCUCUUCAGAAUUCUAUUUUCUUCUAUCACGUCUAUCACUUCCUGCGUAACAUUAACAAAACGCGAGGCCGCCAGUUUGAAAUUUAGUGACCCUGCUAUAAUCACCCCGCACAAGGUGGUUAUAGCGAGAUAUGACGCGCAUAUCUAUAAUCACCGAAGCAAUUCUACUCAACUUGUUUAUUGUAGAUUGCAAUACUGGAAAUUACUUGAUGUGUUGUGGUUGAUGUUUAAACGCCUUUUGCAAUUUUGUUUUUUUGGUUUUUUUUUUUUAUCUCAGGAGGCGUUCUUUGGCAAAGACCUUUUAGACACACUUGGUAGAGAGAAACGAUCAAAGCAUGGUGGUAAGACGCCGUCAACCCCUUCUGAGGAUGAAGAUAGAGCAAACCAAGACCCUUUUGCUGUGAGACAAGGUUCAAUCCCCCCCGACAGGCAGCAGACCACGUUUGAUGGCUCAGGACAAGUUCCAUUUCAGAUGGUGCCUGGGGAAGAGAGACAGCAUCCUGGUCAUUCAACAGAGGCGCUUCACCAAACAGGUUUUCCAAGAGGAUCAUUGAGUGCACAUGACAAGUAAGAAUCUUUUUUAACUUGUAAGUUUGAGCAACUUCUUCCACCAGUGAAUACAAUGUUUGUGUUGGCCAAAUUUCCAAUAAACAAAGUUGAAAGGUCCGGAAACUGUUCAAAGCGCUUUUUAAAGCAAUUCAAUUCUAAGAUAUCUUUUUUCAUCAAGUUGAAUCUCAAGUAGUGAAAAUAAUGAUGAAUAAUAAUAAGAAUGACGAUGAUGAAUAAUUUUCCUUCCUUUACCAUUAAUGACUUGAAAGAAAUUUUAACUCUUCUCGUGGUAAAUGAAUGUGAUGUAUAUUUUCUUAGCUGGCAGCAAUCUGCCAAUGCAGACCCAUUUCCAUCGCAUGCCAUCCACCUGACAGAAGACGUCCCCAAUCCAGACGCUCUGUACAGUUCACUGGAUAUGCUGACAGAUGACUUACCAGGAACUCAGAAUGAUUCGCAUUCCACAAACAGAGGUUAGCUUAGUAUGCUACAGACACUGUCCACUUUUUAUUAAAGUUUAAGUGUUCACUGUUUGGCUGGUUAAAUGUUUUACCUUCUUGUGCAGCAAGAUUCUUCUUUUAAGCCGCGGACCAUAAACUCGUAUCAUUUGUCAUGAAGAAAGAUUGUAUUGUUUUCCCCAAUGGUGAAGAUUUGGCUCUCACGGCAAACUUUGCUGUGUUCUGAAUCUUACUUUUAAUUUUAUUCGUUUUUGUUUUGUUUUUAUAGCACUUCAACAACCAGCUUCUCAACAUCCUUCCUCGGCACCCACCCCCCAGUCACAUAUUCCUACGGCAGCAUCCUCUUGGAAUCAAGCUCAGACUCGCCCUCAGGGAAACGACCUUGAUAUUCUUUGCAACACAGGAGACAUCCUACCUCACGUUGAUGGGCAGGAAGUGGAAGAGAUCUUCAUGGAUAUUGAAAGAGAAAUGAACAUUGUACCGCUGAGCUUUCUGGAUUCUGAAAUGGACAACAACGUGGCCAACGUGCAGGAGCAGUUUCCACCUCAGAGUGCUAACUCUGUGUCAGGUCAUGGUGUCGGCUUUCAAGCAAGCCAACAUCCAAUUAGUGUUUUCAACCAAGGCACUGCCAAUCAGGGUUACAAUCCUGGUACAACACACUUUCAGAGUGGAGGAUCGGCUUAUCAACGGGGCCCUCAGAAUCACAUCGAUGGCUUCGCUAAUUCCGUUGUACAGGGUCAACUGGGUUUCAACCACAACAGUACAUUCCCUAGAGGGAAUGAAUUUGAUCUGGAUGAUUUACCAAGGGAGAGGCGCAGACCUCCCAGCCCACGGGUAGACCCGAUGAAACAACAGCAGAAAUGGGAAGAUGACGAAAAGCUAGGGGCAACUGCAACAAUAUCGCCGGUAUUAUAUGCCAACUUGGAACACGUUAACCUGAAGCAGGAGUAUCCAGGUAAGUGACGCUUAGCGAAAAAGGUCAAAAGAGUGAACUAAAUGCACGUUUCUUUGGGUGUGGUUUGAAGUGUGGAUAGAAAUGCAAAUUUUGACGUGGAUCCGUUUUUGGCUUGGUCUUACUGUGUUGUCUAAAAUGGUUAUAUUCGAAGAUAUGUUAUUCAUGCUGGAUUCUCAUUUCAUUCAUUCGCCUCUAACCUAAUUUCACAUGUUAUUUAGAUUUUCACAUAGUUGAAACCCCAUUUGACACAAAACAUGAUUUACCGAGCAAAAUUCUAAAACAGAUGAUGCUGCAGACAAUCAAUUCAAUUAGUUGUUGUCUUUAAUCAAAUAGUGUGUGGCGCGUCAUUUUAUCGUAAUUGGAGGCGUCAUCAACUCGGCGGUUGUGAUAUUGUAGGAUACUCUCCCAAGUAAGGCCGUUAAUUUGUUUCUUUAGUGGUGGUUAUUACAUGAGUCCUUUCUUUUCAAUUUGUUGUAGACUGGCCCAACAGGUACAGAGCAAUAGCAAGACUUUGGCGAAAACUUUCAGUCGAGCAAAGGGAACCUUACAGGGUAAGUUAAGUUUCUUUCUCAUGAAACGCUAGGACGAUGUUUUGGUGGACAUCUCUUCUGGUUGUUGGCGAUAUUGUUAUUUGGUCUGACUCUGGUUUACAGUCAAACCAGUAUUAAGCGGUGCUAUACAAAGUGGUAACCCUGUAUUAACUCUUUAGCCCCUAAGAGUGACCAGCAUCUAAACUCUCCUUACAUUAUCACCCCUGAAUCACUCAUCAAGGUAACAAGAAUAAAAGAAAUGAUCACCAAAUAAAGAAGCUCUUGAUUGUUUAACAAAUUCUCCCUGUCAGCAGCUAAGGAAAUGUAUAGAGAACAGUAUGGAGAAUAUGCAUACUGAUGUUAGGGUGGAAAGGGCUAAGCGGUCAUCUCUAUAACGCGUUCUGGUUUGUUGUUGUUGUUGUUGUUGUUGUCUUUCACCUGUAUUGAACGGUCACUUAUAGCCGAACCUCUUAAACAAAAUUAGGAAUUAUCUCUCAAGUUAAAUUUAGUCCAUGUUUAUCUCCUGCAGUCACUGUUUGUUCUUUGAGUUGAAAUGUCGUCAACUUAUUGCAAAUUAUCUUUCUUAGAAUUGCACUGUUUGGACAAAUAUUACACACUAGCAUCACACUAACCUGUAUUUAGCGUUAUUCCCCUUGAGUUAACACAGGUUUGACUGUAGUAACUUUGAUCAGAGCGUCCUUAUUUUAUCGAACAAGACGUACUACACACUAAAGACGCAGGCCUUGUCGUUUGUUUAGAGUCUCAUGCAAAGUAAUCUAUUUUGCAGUUAAAGGCGAGGGAUAACCGUGUCCGACUGAAAGAUCAGGGGAAAAAGGUAGGUAAACAUUUCUAAGUGUCAUGGUAUCAGGACGUUAUAUUGUGCACCCCAGUACGGGUUUAAACUUUUCUAAAAGAAGAUUGAGAAAAUACCCUAAAGAUACGCCAUUUUGAAUACAUACGCAGAAAUAAGAACUGGACGUAGAAGUUGGAGUGAAUGUGAUAAAAAUGCUUAGAAGAAUAGUGUUGGAAAGAAAAAAGGCGCUAAGUCGUCGUGCUGAGCACCUCUGUCUGCAGUGUGAUUAUAAACUAGAUAAUUAAUUUUGUUUUACAUUUCUUUCCUUUUUUACGCAGCUGAUCGCAAAAAAGGAGGAGAAAGCAAAGUUAGAGUCUCAGAAGGCCUUGCAAUUAAAGCAGCAACAGCAACAACAACAACAGCAGCAGGAGCUGCAGUUACAGGAACAACAACAGCAAAUGCAGCACCAGCAGUUAGAACAGCAACAACUGCAUCAGCAGCAACUUGAACAACAACAGCAACAAAUGUUGCAGCACCAACAGCUGCCCUCUCAAUCUUCACAAGGUCAAUCUCUCUUACAUCAGCAUGACCAGCGUUCAACGUCUACGACUCUUUGUCCAGUCACAGAUAGUCCAAUGCUUCCAGUAAAUAGUGUUAUGCCAGUUCCCCUAACACCAAGCACACCUGCAAGGUCGAUUACACCUGUGACUCCUGGCACUCCUGGCCCCUUGACCCCGACCACACCCACCACACCCACGUUCAGCCAAGUGAUGGGUCACCCGCCAAUUGGACCUGUGAUUCCAGCAACUAUGGCAGGUCAUCAGUCUUCAGGCAAAACUACGAGUAACAAAGGGAAAAAAAGUAAAGAGGAAAAAGAGAGAGAGAAAGAAUUAAGAAAGCAGAGACUACGCAUUCAACAGGAGCAAGAGCGGCAGUGGAAAAUCCUCCAGCAGAGAAGAGCUUUGGAGCAACAGCGUCAACAACAGCAACAGCAGCAGGAAAAUGUCUUGCUUCGACAGGAACUCAAAAAACAACAGCAAGCAAAAGGAACUAAAGUACCCGAUGAACAGAAGAAAAAGCGUUUAUCUAAAGGUGGAAGACGGGCUUCUGCGCAGGCUUCUAAGGCCUCUGACAAAUCUGGAAGUGGCUCACACGACUCGCCAAAUUUUCAAAAUAGCGUGGCACCCCCUGAUGGACCUGAAAGUAGACUAGAAGAACAAGUAUUACCUGCUGGCCCUUCGUUUUCGUCAGCACCCAGAGCUAAUGCAAACGCCCUGGCAUCUACUAGUCAAUAUCAACAUGAACCGUCUCUUGACUUUUUGACUCCUUACGAUACACAAGGCAAUGGAUUGUUAGAAGACAACCAGAGUGAUGGAAGUGUCAUGAAUCCUAGUCAUCAUCCCCCGAACUCAAAUGCUGGUGACAUCCAUUCUGCACAGGCAGGUGCUAACCACCAGUUCCAGAGACCUUCGCUUUGGGAUAAGGAACAUGGGAACGAGACAGUGCACCCUGCUGAGGAAUCAAUGUGGGAACAGUCACAGAGCUGCAGUCAACUUCAAGACCAGAAACAAAGUAAUGGCUCACUGAGUUUAACUCAAGUUUCACAGGCACAUGAAGGUUCUAAGCAUAAUAUAUGGAGUUGUGACAACUUGCAACCUGAGACAAUACAAGAUCAAUCGGGGAUAGAAAAUGCACAAGGCAGAGUCUUGUUACUUGAACAAAACACAAGACCUUUACAAGAAGGGGUCCGGCAGGAACAGAAUUCUCAGAAUAACUUUGGUAACAAUGAGCAAGUCAUUUUUAACAGUGAGAGACAACAGUGGUCCCAUGCUCAUGUGCCUGCAAUACCUUCAUCUCAAGCACCAAUGCCAAGUCAACCAUUGAGUUCUGAUAGUGGAAAAAUAGUGCACCAACCAGCUGUAACUGACUCCUUGCAGGCAGUUCCCUUUUCAGUGCCACAGCAAGUGGCAUUGAAACCCACAGAGCAACAUCAGCAGCAAGCUAUGGAAUUGCAACAACCUCCACAACAAAUUCCUGUUAUGCAUUGGCAAGAGGAACUGUCACAAGUUCGAGCUCAGGUGGCUGCUGCUCAUGACCUUCAUCCUUCUCAAUCUGUAGUUCCUUCCUCAGCUCCAGCACCUCCUCCGGUGGCACCACCUCCACCCCCAUUGCCAUCAUCCCAGCAACCACCUACUAUUCCACAACAGCCAUACGAACUGGGUGCUGGAUGGCUACAUCAGGGCCAGUUACCAUCUCAAGUACAGACACAACCAAUGGUCACAUUCCCACAACCGCCUCAACCUCACCAGGUACAUGGUCCUACAACGACACACGUGGCAAUGCCUCAGACACCAUUUCAACCUCCACCUCAGAUCCCUAUCCAAGUGCCACCCAAUAUUCCUACCAACCAACCCAUUUCAAAUCAACCUCAGGAUAGUCAACUGCAACAGCCACAACAACAGCAGGACAUGGUUCAGCGACAACAACGAGACCAACUCAUAAGAGCCCAACAGCAGCAGUUUUUUCAGAUGCUUCAGCAGCAACAGGCGUUUCAACAUCAGCAGCAUCAUCAGCAGCAACAACAGCAGCAGCAACAACAACAGCAGCAACAGAAUGCAGCUAUCCAACCAGGAUUUGCAAGGGCACGGUUCAAUACAGCUAUCAACACCAAAGAUUUGCCUGAAAUUGACACAGAAGAGGAACAUCAAGAAAGGCUUCGUUUUCUCUAUCGCCAGCGCCAAGCACAAAAACAGCAACAGAUGCAGAUGCAAGCUCAACUGAUGCACCAAGCUUGGAUUCAACAGCAACUUGCUGCUGGAGGUGGUCAAGGAGUUGUUCCACCAGGUGUACUGACAAUGGAUUCAUCCAACCCUCAAAUGUUGCAACAGUUUGCUCAACAGAUACGUCCCCAAAUGCCAGACAUGACUCAACAGCAAUUGCUCGCUGAAUAUCAAAGGAGAAUGACGCAGCGGCAAGACAUAGGCCAGCAAACUGUUCAAUAUGACAAGGUUUUGCAGGAGCUCCAACAGCAACAAGGGAUCCCAGUUGGAAGUGCUCAUGCUGUAGGCCCUUUCAUUGAAGUUCCUCAUCAGAGAUUUGGCUUGAGACAGCCAACGUCUAUGGUCCAACCAAGUUUGAAGCCCAUUAUGCCAUACGGGGGACUUGAUGGACAGUUCAUUGGUCAACAGCAGCAACUUUACAAGAUGCAGUUGCAGCAACAAAUGUUGAUGCAGCAGCAGAAAAAGGAAACUUCCCAUAGGAGCUCCCCUCGAGCGAGUCCUGCUGCAGGAAAGGCUAAUGCAGGGGAAAGUAGCGGUGAAGUCAGUGGGAGUGUGGAUGAUGAGAAGCUCAAUGGCACAACUGUGUUGUCAAGUCAUACCAACUCUGAAACUGAAAAACUCCCUGAUAAAUCUGAGGGCUCUGGAACAGAAAAUGAAAAGCAAGUGACCAAAGGAAAAGAUAUUAGUACAAGUGGAACAAACCAGGUUGCCGGUAGUACUGCUGAGACAUCUCCUGAGUCUGUGGAAGGCGAGAAGCUAGAGAACACUAAUUAUGAGAAAGACCAUUGUAGUAGAGACAGUAAGAGCGAACAGGAAAGUAGAGAGGUUAAUGGUACAAGAGCCACAAACAACUAUGAUGAGAAGACUAGCAGCCUAAACUCUAAAGAUAUUAGUGCGCACAUACCGGGAAGGUCUGACGAUUAUGACACCACAGCCAUUCAGAGGGAAGAGCUACCUAGUGUUACCUGUGGGGAAAAGAAGGCCAGUGAAGACUACGAUGUCGUAAAGGACCUUGCCUCAGCCAAUGUAAAUUUUGAUAGCCCUUCAGAUAAAAUAUGCUUUGAUGCAGGAAACGAGAAUAAGUGUGAAGGUGGAAAUGAAUCAGAGGGAUGCUCUGGAGAACAAAAAGAAGCUUGCAUUGAAACACAAGGGGAGCAGGUGGCAGUUGCUCAAACUCUUGACUCCAGCAAAUUGGAGGGAGCUGCAAACAUGAAAGAAGUGUCCCAUCAAGAAGGGAAACCCCAAUGUAAACCUGAACCCUUGCUUGAAACCAACCCAGCGCCUAUUCAGCCACACAAUGUAACCAGCCAAGUAAAUUCGGUACCACCUCCUCAUCCUCAGUUGCUGCUGCAGCAGCAGUAUUUGGUAUCACAGCAGGAGUUUGUGCAAAUGCAACAGCAAAGACAAGUUCUUGUGCAGCGGUACCAACAGUUGCAACAACAACAGCACCAGGCUGGAGGACAAGACCCUGUACUAGCAGGUCAGAUAAUGACUGUCCAAUCACAAGGACAAGCUCUCCAACAACGCAUGUUACAAUACUGGCAACAAAUGCAACUUAUACAACAGCAGCUGCAGCUGGGGGGAACAGUACAUCAACAGCUUGCAAUUCAACAACAGCCACAGCAGGUUCAGCAGCAACCACUCAUAGCUCCCCAAUGGCCUGCAGGAGUUCCACAAGGACCUCCAGUGCCAACACAAGUGGGAGUGUUUCCGGUGAGGCCUGUUGUCAUGGGUGUUCAGGGCCCUUUACAGCCUGGGGUGCCUGUUAUUGAAAAGGUACGAGCUGUAUGCUUAAAAUAAAAAUUAACUUUCCGUCACAUUUCAUGGCAAGACUGAUGAAGCAUCAUAGACUUUUUGUUUUGUUUCUAGCUUAGUUGUAUCAGUGGUCAACAUAUAUAUAUAUAUUUAUUUAUUUAUUAUUAUUUUUAAAAAAUUUAUUUUAUUUUUUUUUUAUUUUUUUCCAGGGACCCGCACAGAAACCAAGGUCGAGGUCGAGGUCGAGGUCCAAAAGUAGGGACACACCUCAGCCAUCCCCGAUUGGACAGCAAAGCCCUGCCAUUGAUUGGCAGCCACCAAAGGGAAAACAGUCGAAACCACGACAGAGGAAAUCUAAGAAGUCAGAACCGCAAGCCAAUGAUCCAGAUCUUGAACGUCAACAGCAAGUGCUCCAGCAACAAAUAUACCAACAGAUGGAACAGCGGCAUCGGUUGAUGCAGCAGAAUCCAGGAGUUUUUGUUGAACAGGGUCAACAGCAAGGUGUACAACCUACAAUGCCGUUACAACAACCUGGGCAACAGCCGCAAGUGCCUCUUCAGCAAAACAUAGUUGAACACCCAGGAAUGUUAGCACAGCCAUCCAUUGAUGGUGCCCAUCCAAUGCGAUCUUUGUCACACACACCAGAGCUUUCGCAAGGGCCACGACCAGGAGCUGAUUCGCAAGUUGCUUUCCCACCUGGUACACCAGGACCUCAGAUGCCCCUAUCCUCCAGUGCUCAGGUUCCUUCAGGAUAUCCCCAUACUACAGAUCAAAAUUCUUUUUCACAGAGGUUCCCAACGCCUGAGCAUUAUCUUCAGCAAUUUGGUAAACACCCGAUCCAUCAAAAGCAACUAGAAGUUCGUUACGUUGCUGAAGCAAACAACCCCUUCAGUGAUCAGUUUCAGGGGCUACAAAGCAAAGGUCGGGGCAGAGGGGGAGCAAAGAAAACACCUGGCACCAGAAAGCCCGGAAAACCUCGCAGCAAGAAGACAGCAGAAGUUGAUGUUCUCCCAGAGGUGGAUCUCCAACAACAGCAACAGACUAAUUCUUCUUCAUCAGAGCAAAAUCCCCAGGGCUUGGGCCUCACUCUAUCUCAGCAAGCGCAAGUUAUAAAGCAGGAAAUGCUGGAAUCCGAAGGAUCUGUUCCUCAAACGCCCGACGCUCAACAAAGUGCCGGAUAUACUGGCCCCACUGGUGCUGAUGCAGAUGAAGGUCCUGAUGGUAAAGAUGAAGACCAAGGUCCUGCAGUGCAGGAGGUGAAAGAACAACCUACAGAGGAAGUAUUUACAGGGCAAUGUAUCGAAAUGAACUCUCUUUCAGCCAGCAGCGAGAGCAAUAGUUGUAAUGCGCCAUCUGCAAGGAAUGAAGAAAGUGAUGCCAAUAUGUUGAACGAGAAGAUGAAUACUACAGACGGCGAAACUCCAGCUUCCGCACGAAACGAUUCUAGUGAGUCUGCUGAUAAGAGUAAACAACCAUGCAAUGGGACUGGACUUGAAGCAUUACAAAAACUUGAGUCAAUGGUUGCAGACAUGGCAACCGAGGAGGAAGCCUGUAAGGAACUGGAAAAGCAGAGUGAAUUGGAACGGAUCCAUUUGCCUUUGGAUGACGAUGUCUAUGAUCCGGAAAUGGACAGGAUCUACGAAAGAGACUUCAUGGAAGAAGAAACUCAGUUUGAGCAGUGUUUGUUAUCUCCAAUUAAAGCUGUGGACAAUGGUUCUCAGGCGAAUUCUGUAGCGUCUCUGGAGUGUCACGAAGAGAGCCUUAUUUCACCUCUGCUUGAGGAAACGGAAAGACGAAAGGAACGUCAGACAUUUUUCGCUGAAUCUGCUUCCAGUGAACCAGCGGUUGGAGGCAACAAAAUUACGGAUUUGGGGAAACGUGCGGCAGGAAAAGAACAUGAGGCAGAAGAAGUAGGGCUGACUCCUUCAGAUUCAAGUAAACUAACUGCCUGUAAUGUUACAAACACGAAUGGAGACGAAAAGUUAGAUCGUAUCUCAAGUAAUGCUCAUCCAGCAGCCGAUCAAGAAAAGGUUGUUGAAGAACCUAGGCACGAUAUGUUGCACGAAACAACCAGUGCUGUCCAAGACACCCAACCAAGGGAAACAGAACAAAAUCCGACACCAAGCGAACAAGCGGGUGUCUCGCGUGUUUCUGAUGUUAAUAAAUACGAUGAUUCGUUAACCAAUCAAAGAAUUGAGACAGCUGUCCCUGAAUUAAUUCCAUCCACUUGCGAGACCAUCGAAAGUGUCGCAUCUCCAGUCAAGACUACUCAUGCUGUUCCCUUAGUAAAUGAUGUGGCACCCGUCGUCACUAGUAAUGGUGAGAUACCUUUAGCUUCAGGUGGUGAGCAUAGACCUGUGGCAGAGCAAAUUAACUGCGCUGCCCCCGUGAACAGCCUAGAACCGUUAUCCCAACAAAUAGCAAAUGUAGCGAGUGCUAUUGGCCCUGAGGCUCUGCAUGGAACAGUAGGACAGAUACCCCAAGCUCUCGACCAUUAUCAGAGUAACCAACAACAGGGACAUAUCCCAUCAAACCCUGCUCGUCCAGCGAAUGGUGAGAAACCUGCAAAAACACCUAAGCCGUCGAGUCGGUCAAAGAAUUCGCACUCUAGCGGAGAGGGCCCGGUAAAGAGGAGACCACAGCCGAAGGAAGAAGACCCCAUGAAGAAAAAGCUUCAGGAGCUGCGUAGGCAAGAAUAUGAGCGGAAGAAACGUGAGUACGAGGAACAACAAAAGAAGAAACGUGAGCUCCAGAAAGAACUUCGUAUCCAGAAACAGAUGAUAAGAGAGCAGAGGAAGAGGCAGAGGAUAUACAUCAAUGCAAACAGCCGCACCAAACAGAAGACGGACAUCGAGAACAAUGCUACCAACUCCUUGAAGAUUUCUACUCCUAAUAACGCACACAGGGAUCUCAAACCAGCCACACCACUUUCCCUUUGUGAACCGAAGUUGCUUUUGACCCAUGCUUUAACACAUCCAUAUGGUAGCAGGGCUUUCAAUGGGCAGUGUCUCCUAAAAGGAAAUUUUGGAUCUGCUAAAGUGGAUGGCAUGGUGGAUUAUUAUGCACAGUUUCCAUCAUCUGACAUGGACAUUGUGGUGGGACAUCCACCCACCCCACCCUCAUCUCUUCCGCCAUCACCAGGAAUUCAUCAACACCGGACAGAUUCUAGUGGAAAACCUCUUGUUAAUGGAGAUGCUUCGCCCGAAGAACGCGAUGGAGCCGAAUUGCCUCAUUUAAGCAAACCAUCAGCAAGCAGCCGUGAUAGUGAACAUCAAGCCAAACGAGCUCGGUAUACGGGCGCCUUAGAAACUAGUAAAGGUGGCGUCAGUGUUCCUCCGUCGAUGCCCACUCCGCCGCUCUCAGAUUCAGCAGCAACCGUUAGCGAUCGAUUAGUUGAAAUAAUAUCAUCUGGAGGACAUCUCCCCGGAGAGCACGCAGAAGCCAAUGGUAAAGAGUCUCACAGUAGUUCUUCCUCGACCUCACCUGAACCAGUUCAAUACAUAGCUUCUUCAUCUCCAGAGUCAGACGCGGUCAACAGAGUUCAGACCCCUCAGUUUUCAGCACUGGUGCAUCGUGACAGCACCGACUCUCCAACAUUCCCGGCAGUGGCAAUCAAACGCGAGCAGGUGGAGCACUAUCUUGAUAACCGAGCUUCAUGCGGUCAAUCUUGUGGCAAUUUUCCGGAAGGCAGUUUUGUGCAAACUACGUGUAAAUUAGAAGCGCACCACUCGUCAAGGCUUGGGAAUGAUACUGACGAUUUGGAUAGUAUAAAUGUGACACUAACUCUGUCGCCUACAUCUGAGCAAAGAGUCACAGAAACUGUAGCAUCAGUAGCAGAAUUGAUAGGUUGUUCUCCACCCAGGCACUCGGACAUUGUUAUUGAGCCUGCAGGAAAAGGCUUUGCUACCAAAGGGUUUAUGGCGACCAACUCAUUGACAACUCCAGGUGGAGAUAGUUUAAGUAAUUCUAUAGCUCCAAGGAGUCAUACGUCAUCUGACAUUUACCAAAAACAGCCCUUUUCGUGUUCGCAGCUGAGCUUAUCACCCAGCGAGGAAAAGCCCUCGCGCAAAAAACCCGAGGGUCCAUAUUGUAGGCAUUGUGACGUUUUGAUAAUUGGUAUUGGGGUAAAAAGAAAACCGGAAGAAGAGAGUGGAAAGACUACGGAAACAAAUGAAUUGAAUAGGACACAACCUGAUGCUGCAGACUAUAAAAUCUACGGAGUCAAUGUCGAAGCUGGCGACUGUACAGGGGACAUUUUCUGUUCGGAAGCUUGCUUAAAACAAUAUUUCGCGCAUUUCGGAUCCGCGUGUUCCUCGCCCACUCGGGAAUGCAAACCAGACCUCAUUGUUGGAGAUCCUCCUUUAGAAGCGACUGUGACGUCAGUUGGUCAGCCAAGUAUUGGAGCCGGGAACGUAACGACGGUGAGUGAUGUGGAGACACGGGGGAGCCUCGUGGCUGAUGGAUUACCGCCGACAUCUGUACGAAAAAUACGCAGUCCCAGCUGGAAGGAUGAAGACGAAGAUGAAGAGGUAAGUUGAGUUGUGUACAAAAUAUUUUGAGCUGUUGCUUAUUUAUGUUACCAUUUUGUUCCUGGAAUAUUGGAGUGGUCAAAGUAUGUCCUUUGGGCAGGGUUGACUCUAUCUUGGGCCCCACUUUUCGCGAGAAUAAUUUGGGCUGCUCUGUUUGCAGGCGAAGAUUUCUAAGCGACAACGUCGGUUGCGGUGGAAAAGAUGGCAACAGAGCGAGGAAGCUAAGAGCGACAACAAACAACGGAUAGAGUUGACACCAGAGGAAUCAGCUGAGGUACGUAAAGGUAUCAUUGCCUUGGAACUCCGUUCUGUAACCGCCCCUUACAAUCUGGGUUCUGGUUAUUUUGUAGCUUUUGGAGAAACACAACGGAUCACUGAAGCCCCCUGCCAAUGCAGUGGAUGACCUUAGGAGGUGCACUCUUUGCGGUGCGAAAGGAGACGGUGAUAACAAUGCAUCAGCCCGGUAAGGAUAUUCUGCUGGCUUUUGACUUACAUUCCAUCCUCCAUCCUUGGCCUGAUUAGUAACUGGGGCUAAGAAACAACUGUAUGGGAACAGAUGUGUCGAUUUUGGUUACAACGCGAAGCGAAACGGAGAGAGCUAUUUUAAAGUUAUGGACGAGUGACGUGGUAGUUAAAGGUAACGAUGAUACUAAUGAGUUUUACCUUUUCAGGCUGCUGAAUCUGAACGUAGACGUGUGGGUCCAUCUCAACUGUGCUCUCUGGUCCUUGGAAGUUUACGAAACGCUAAAUGGCGCAUUGAUGAAUGUCGAAGUGGCUGUGAAGCGAGGAACUGUUACGGUAAGUGUCGUGAGCUGCAGGGCAAAAGAAAAUCAGAGUGACCAGUAUCUAAUUUCUCCUUACAACAUCAUCCCUGAAUCACACAUUCAGGUUACAAGAAAAAAGGAUAUGAUCACCAACUGAGGAAGUUCUUGAUUAUGUAAGACGUUCUCCUUAUCAGCGUCUUAGGAAAUGUUUAUAGGACAUUAUAGAGAAAAUAUAUACUGAUGUUAGGUUUUAAAGGGUUGAAGGGUUUUUCUUGAAGAUAACUUAACCUCCUUUAUUCCUUUCUCCAAGUGGACAAAUGCAGAUAAAAUAAAUAAAAUCAGGAAUGGUUCAUCACCAGAAAUCAGUUUCGUUACUGAAGCCAUAACUGCUAAUGCAUUUCCUUUUUUAAACAGAAUUGUGUGGUUUGCUAUAAAAGAGGCGCUACAGUGUCGUGUAAGCAGAAGAUUGGCCUGUCCAAGAUCGGCUGCCCAAACAAUUAUCACUUCAGUUGUGCUAUCUCUAAAGGUUGUUUGUUCCUAAAGGACAAGGUAGGCGUAUGUUCUGUACUUAGAAUGUCCAAGUAGAAUUUUGCGAGUGGUUAUAAAGUUCAUUGAUUUGUUGGUUCCACAGACUUUUAAAUGACUUAAACAGUUGAAGGAGUCGGUUCUUACACGACAUAGUGGUUAAUUUAGCAAAAGAUCCUCAACAGCUGCGUUAAAUUGUGUCUUUAUUUUGCUCAUUUCCCUGUUGUCAGACCAUGCUGUGUCAUGAACAUAGACCAGAAGCUGCAUCGCUCGGAGACCAUAUACUCACCACCUAUGCCGUGUUUAGAAAAGUUUAUGUAAACAGGGACGAGAUUCAACAGAUCGCCAGGUAAGCUCAAUGAGGAGAAUGUUUUCUAGCAAGGCAGAUUUUUUAAGUUGAAGAAUUACUGAUGGGUCAAAAUUUUGUUGCCGAAACUCGGCUGGUUGUUCGUAAAGUUAAGAAGCGUCUUUGAAGAUUCUUUGUAUUCAUACUCUUCUUGAAAGAGUAGUUAUCGUUCCAAUACUUAUAGGCACUUUUACUGUAAAAAAUUGUCAACAGCAAUCUCGGAUUACAUUGGUUUGAUUUAACUAAGCUUUGUGAUUGGUCCAGAAAACUUGCGCCUCCUUCUUAGCCUUUCCGUGGCCAAACUUCGUCGCUCACGUUUGUCCGCGGUUCAGGCAAUUUUCUUAUGUUCAUGUCGAGUCAUCAGAGGAUUAUUUUCUAGUUUCCUUUGCUCUGAUCAGCUGUUGUAAUUUCUUGUGGUUUUGUUUUACAAAACUUAAUCUAAAUACGCUGCUUGCUCCCUUCCCUUCCCCCUUUCCUUCCUCCUCCCCCCUCCCCCUCCAACCCUAUUCGCCUUCUGACCUGCGUCCUUUUUCCUGUUAGUAUGUUACGUCACAAUCAAGAGACCAGCGACAAGCCACAGACAUUACGCGUGGGAAGCUUGGUGGUGAAAUCGUUGGGACAACUUUUGCCUCAUCAGCUACAGUCGUUCCACACUAGAGACGCCGUGUAUCCGGUAAGUGAUAUCUUAUUUAUCAACAUGCCCGUCGCCUUUCUUUUCUCUCUGUUUAUUUAACUAUUUUUAGUCCGAUUCUUGUUUCAAUUUAAUUUGCGAACAUUAGUCAGAGUGCUCUUCGCUUAAUACUUACUCAGACUUGUUGCCUCAGGUUGGUUUCAAAACAAUCCGUUUCUACUGGAGCAUGUACUCUGUGAAUCGCCGCUGUAAAUAUCACUGUGUGGUUGAAGACGCGGAAGGUUCGCCAAGUUUUACCAUCAGGGUUGAUGACGAUGGACACAAUGAGCAACCGGUGUUCAGAGGAAAAACACCCAGAGGUAAAUUGGAAACCUUACACCACACCCUUUCACUCCCAAGAUCUGAUUGCUAAUUCUCCCUUCAAGCUGCUACACAUUUCUUUGAUAAUUAGUAGGGAGAACUGAUUUGGUGUUAGAUCAAGGCAACAACUUCUACCUGAUAAGAUUGAGUAUUCUCAUUUCCUGAUGGCUGGAUAAUGUAUAGAUGUUAAAAUCGUAAUCACUUCUGGAGUUAAAGGCUUAACAGGGUACCAAGUGGGCAUAGUUUUUUCCCUCUUAGCAAAAACAUAUCAAUGAUGAAACAGUAUUUGCUGUUUUCGUAAUUCCAAAUAUCUGGCGAUCUGAAAUAUUGACAUGAAAAGACCUUUUUUCCAUUGUUUUUUCUAAACAGAUGUGUGGCAGCAGAUUCUUGUUCCUAUUUUGAAAAUGAGGAAAGAAGCUGGUUUAGUGAACCUGUUCCCUCAGUACAUCACUGGCGAGGUGAGUUAAGAAGGGAUUUAUUAUUGGGUAAAAUCGUCAUGUCUCUUGCUGUCCGAUUUUGCCUGACUGUGGAACUCAUGGAUACAAAUUUGAGGUCCUUCUCUUAUCUGUUACUCAAAACACUGACUUUCUCUCUCAUUUUAGGAUCUGUUUGGUUUGUCGGAGCAGUAUGUUCUGCGGAUCAUCGAGUCGGUGAGGAGCUUAAUUGUCUACCUGGUUUUUUUUCUUUCUUUUUUUUUUUUAUAUUUUUCAUUAUUUUAAUACGGAGCGUAAGGGACCAGACCCUGAGAUGAUUUAGUAUCCAGUAGCAUUUUCAUGAUCCUGUUAUUGAGUAUGGCUUUCAGUUGACGGUAGCAUUGGUUCGAAUUGCAGUUGUUGUUCCUUUUUUUUUUUUUUUUUUUUAAUGUAUUCUGUUGGUCAUAAGCGAGAGUCCCUGAGCUGUCGGUAUAGUACAGUUUUCACUGUUGUUAACCAUGUUUUACUUUUAUACACGUGUUUUUAGAUGCCUGGUGUUGAUCAAAUGCAGGGAUAUAACAUGCGUUAUGGCCCGUCACCCAUCAUGGAGCUGCCGCUGGCGGUAAACCCCACGGGCAGUGCUAGAUCCGAGCCCCUGCUGAAGUCGCACUUCAAGAGCGCAAGGUACAAGGACCUACCUCGGGACACCAAGAGGGUUCCUGCGGUUAAAACCUUAAUUAUUUUACUCUAUGUCAUGCCAGUAUUUUUCCCAAGAGCGCUUUUCGAUCAAACCCAAACCAAAUUAAUCAUAACGACCAAUUUGAGGAAAGGAAAAUGCUCUUAAGAGCUAAUAAGAACUCAAAGUAGAAACAACUCAGCGGCCUAAAGCGUGGGAAAUCGCGGGCGACUAAGUCGCGGGUGGUUUUAGUUUUGCAUCUGAUUGGUUUAGGAUGUGGUGUGAAUUUUUGUGGACCAAUCACAGAGCGAAUUGAAGCAAAACUGAAGCGAUCCUAGAUUUCUGAGAUCACUUUAAACUUGUUCUUUCUAUGAUACGUUAAUAGCUGAUCCCGGCGUCAGAUACCUCUGGGAGUUGGAGGCCUUACGAUUCGAAGAAGAAAAGAUAUGUGUGUUGAUAUCUUAUAUAUUUCUGUCGUUUCAGGGCACGUGCCCUUCGAUCUGCCACAAGUUCUGGUUCAGCAGUGUCGCCCGCGGCCACUGUUGGUGGAGCAGGAAACUCAGAAGAGUCAUCCGGAUUGUACCUCAAACAGUUUGUCUACUCCAAGGCUACACAAUACCGCAAGCUUAAAACAGAAUGGAAAACCAAUGUGUUCCUGGGAAGGUCGAAUAUUCAAGUAAGAAAUAUUCACCGACGAUUCACUGUUGCGGUAAAAAAAAUAUAAACAUUGCAACGGUCCCAUAGUCGUGAGCACGAUAUACGUUGGAACCUCUCUUUUAUGAUUUAUCCACCUAACAGAUAUAUCGUUUUCAAAUAAUAAUUAAGAUUAAGAACUAAAUCUGUGAACCUCAGGCACACCACUUUCUCGUACAUGGAACGUCUGCAAAAUGCCCGUACAACACCUUUGUCACACCUUGCGAAUACUUUCUGCUUGCUUUACACUAUGUGUAAUGGUCGAAAAUAGACAUCGCAUUUACUAUUUGAAUCUAAGCAAGCCUAUUUAUCCUCCUUGUAAAAACUCCAUGUGGAAGUUUGCUAUAGUCAGACGCAACGCACAGGAGAUUUAAACAGGUUUCUGUUAUUUAAGUUCGUGCAGUGCUGCCUACUAAUUUGUAAAAGGGUUGAAGAAGACCGCCAGGACGAAAUUUACGGAAUGGACAAAAAUUAUUUGAACUCCUGAUAAAUCUUAACAUGCGAGCCUCUGUUAUGAUCGGUUCUAAGAGGUCCCUUUUGACGCGGUUGCACUUAAAAUCUAACAGUGACACACAGAUAAUUAGAGUUGGUAUUUUUUCCUAUUUCAGGGCCUAGGGCUGUUUGCAAACAAGGACAUGGAAGCGGUUAGUUAAAUCUUUGUUUCCAUCAGAGCUGAUGACAUAGCUAUCUUUUGUACAAACUUUGAUACUAAUUACAGUGUUGUUUGUCUUCGACAGGGAAGCAUGGUGAUCGAAUACAUUGGUUCUAUUAUUCGAAACGAAGUCGCAAACAGAAGAGAGCAAAUUUACGAAAAGCAGGUAAGGUUUUUUAUUAUUAUGUGUACGACGGCUUUUGACGUCAUCGUGUUGCACGUCACAUCAUCACCGAAGUGCUUCUAAACCCUUUACACCCUGAAAUCGGUAUGCAAAUUCUCCCUACUGUUCUCUAUACAUUUCCUCAGGUGCUGACAAAAAGAAUUUGUUUAGCAAUCGAGGGCUUCUUUAGUGGAUGAUCAUUCCUUUAUCCAUGUUUCCUUGAUGUGCGAUUCAGGGGUGAAACUGUAAGGAGAUAUUAGAUGCUAGUCAGUCUUAGGAGUCAAAGAUGAACACGUUUCCUAAGACUUUUUAUCUGCUAACUUCUCUGAAGGGAAACCUCUAUUUUUGAGACAGUUUUCUCUUUCCUAGUGUGUUUUCCAAGUAUGUAGCUUGAGGAAUAUGGGUUAAAGAUCCUUGUGAACCAAAACUAAGCAGUUUGUCAUCUCUAUUUGUUGUAGAAUCGUGGUGUGUAUAUGUUCAGAAUAGACUCCGACGCAGUCAUAGAUGCCACGAUGGCCGGCGGACCAGCACGUUACAUCAACCACUCCUGUAUGGUAAGUUACAAGUUUGUCUGAAUUUUACAGAUUUAAUCAUUUCAGAUCACUAACGAUCUUGUGGCGUCUCGACCCCCAGCAGUGUGAAUCAUUUUUUUGCUCCGCACCGAACCUUUUUGCGCACCUGUGAGAAUGUACUCUACAAACAAAACAACCAGUCAGAUUUUAACCUCGGUUGUGAUUUGCUGUGGGUUCAUUUUGGCCUUGUUCGUUUAGAACUCAGUUGAAGUGGCCUUUGUCGAAUGAGCCCUGACAUUAUAGUUUGCUAAGGUAGCACAUCUCCGAGAGGUAUGAUUCAGCCGAAAAGGAACGCGGAUCAUACUUGAAUGCAAAAAGCUGCAACGGACAAAGAUUUUUGGACUUCAGUGUGGAUUAAACUACGCUUGAUUUCUGGUUACCGGAAAAAUCGCUCCAAGGCUCUUUUUUUACGUCAUUUCUCCGGCUAGCGAGAGAAACACCAAACUGCACUCACUGUAAGAUAUUGUUGGAAAAUGAGACAACGUCAAAUUAUGGCAUAAAUGUCCAAGAUAGGUUUAACACAUUCCUAAUUUGAGGAUCGGAAAAUGAUUAAACGCAAACUUCUUAAGUUGACUUGAAAGUGUUGAGUCAGCUUUUCUCAUGGCAGUAUUUUGUGUUUUUUCCCGUAGCCAAACUGUGUUGCUGAAGUUGUAACGUUUGAAAAGGAGCAAAAGAUUAUUAUUAUCUCCAACAGGAAGGUUGAAAAAGGAGAAGAGGUAAUGUUGUAAUCUCGUUGAUGGUAUAUCUACUUUAUACAAGGUCGUUGUUCGAAGCUCUUCACUUGAGUGCAGCUGUUUUACAUGUCCGGGUGUGUAGGUCGAUGUUGAAUUCACUAUUUACCGUUAAACUUGAAAAAACUGACGAGAAAAAGCUUCUAGUUUAAGAUGAUUAAUUUUUUUCCUUUUGGGUUUAUUUGAAAUUGUGAGCACUUUUGAGAAACUUUGAAAAAUAUCAUUGAUAGAAAAACGAAGAUUAACUCGCCAAAAGAUUUUAUUUUUGAAAAUGUAUUAAUUAUGAAGAGUUUCACACGAGUUUGAGAAAUAUUGUGGUUAGUGUUUCAAUAUCGCUCUUGCUUUCCUUCAACAUGUCAUCGUGCUUUUGGAACUGAAAAUAUAAACAAAUUGGGAAACGCCUUUAAAUAAGUAUAGCCUAUUAAAGCUAUCUUCGAUGGUUACGCCGACUUUGACAUCAAUUUCCCUCAAGUACCUUACAAACUUAAGUAUGUCACGUUUCCUUAGCGGUUUUUCGCUGUAUUGAAACCGACGAUAAUGCUCCCCAGAAUCAUAAGUGAACUUUCGAUAGUAUUAUGUACGGGUGAUUUGAACCAAACAAAAAUUUUUAUACUUCGUACGUUUCCUUUAAAAAUUUCAUAUUUAAAGGAGUUUCCCAGAUGAAUUGGAUUCGUACCUCAGAUGUUUCGUUGUGCGUGAAGUUUAUUUACUCACCGUUUUCUUUUGCAGCUCACGUAUGACUACAAGUUCGACUUUGAAGAUGAAGAAAACAAGAUUCCAUGCCUUUGCGGUGCCCCGAAUUGCCGCAAAUGGAUGAACUAACGCGAAGACAUUUUGUGUUUCAACCAGAAAUUUAUUUAUCGUUAUUUAUUUAACGUGUUUCCCUUGACGGAAUGUUCUACAGUUUUUGGCCGGUUCAAAUCCUUUAAUUUCUUACUCAUUAAGACUGUGAGGAAUAUAUAUAUAUAAAUAUAUACAUCGAUUGUACGCUGUAUAAUUAAGAAAUAAAGUUUUAGUUCGCAUUUUUUUCUAACACAGGGAAGUCAAACCGCAAAAGUUAAAAAUGUCUCAGAAAUUAGUCCAUUCAGUGAACUCAUUAAAAUUGCUUGCCUUUUUUCGUUUUUUUGUUUUUUUGGUUUUUUGGUUUCUUUUUCUUUUUUUGUUUGCCCUGAAGUGCAGCUUAAUAAUGACAAUAAUUAUAGUCCCAAAAUUGUUCAGAGUUUUUUAAAAAUUUUACACGCGCCGAAUGCGUGAAACAUGAAAUGUAGUGUACAUAUUACGGUAUUGCCUGAAGUGAAGUUUUAUUGAAAAUGAAGAAUAAAUAAAGACGCUUAGAAACAG